Messenger RNA from Chaetomium globosum CBS 148.51, 1980 nucleotides. RefSeq lists its product as uncharacterized. Bases 1 to 1980 code for a protein of 659 amino acids. The record is from RefSeq and is a predicted model, not a curated record. The transcript has 2 exons. Lineage: Eukaryota; Fungi; Ascomycota; Sordariomycetes; Sordariales; Chaetomiaceae.
AUGACCUCUCUGCUGCGGACUUGCUUCGUCUCGGCCUGCGCCAACACUCUCUUUAACACACGCGACACCAACUCGCUGAACUUCCACAAGGCCGUCGACGCCAGAAGAACGACCCGCCUCCACUCUCCCCUUUUCCCGCACCGCCUCUCCCGACAUUCUCUUGCCAUACCCGCCAGGCCUGGCCGCCGACGAAGACUUCUACGCAAACCAUCACACUCUUUUAAACAACUGAAGCACCAACCCAGGCUCCAACCCAAGCAUCAACCCCAGCACCAACCCAACCUCCAACUCAAGCAUUCCCCCAAGCGAGCCGAGGUAGCUCAACGUCGUCCGGAAACUCCCAAGAAAAUGGACGAGAUGGUGCUGCUCCAACGGUCUAUAGACGAGAACAUGCGGAAGGGCACCUCGACUCCUGAAGCGAGCCGUCAUCCGAGUCGCGGAGGGAGCCGUGACGAAACCAAGCCGCGGCGCUUUCCAGAUGACCCUCUUUCGCCCCCAUCCUCGCACAUGGACGAUCACAUUGAAACUCGUUCAGCGCGAUCCGCCUCAACAACCUCGAGGAGCACGAAUAGGCUGUCCCUGACUUUGCCCAUCGUGCCCCCAUCGGCCUAUCCCCUACGGCCGACACCAGCCUCUACUACCACUCCCGCAUUUCCCCCAACACCCCUCGAUACUCCUUCCCUUAUGUCCCCUGUUGACCCGAACGAUUUUAUUACUGCGAUAGCGGCGCAGGAACGACGCGUGAUGGAACUGAGGGAGGAGCUCAACCGUGCCGAGUCGGACCUUGCAAAACUGAAGAAGCAAUGGGCGACCCAUGAGGCGUACAAGAAAAGGACCGCUGGGCGGCGAAACCCGGAGCCCAUCCCCGGCCUCGGACCAGCCGCCGAGAUGCAGGAUGAAACCGCAGUUCGGCGCAGCGUCGAGAUGGAUAGGAGAAGGGCGCUGCUCGGCCAACAAAGUCAACAAGCAACUCCGGAGACACCAGGGAGAAACCGGCGGCGUGUCUUUAAUGGAAGGCACGCGCGGACCUUGUCGUUACUGUCCCCUACGAGGCCAGGAAGCUCGUUUUCCGCAAAUGAUGAGGAGUCUGGGAGCCCAAAUUUUGAUUUCGACCAUCGUUUGGCGCCUGCCGAACUCCGUCUCCAACCCAAGCGCGCAACCUGGGCGGCGGCGCGACCCACGCAAACCGCCGCAGUGAAGCAACUUGCAGAGGAUCUUAAGUCGGGACUCUGGACCUUCAUGGAAGACUUGCGCCAGGCAACGGUGGGCGAGGAGCCCAUCACCGGCCAAGGGAUGAACGUGCGGGGCACGGACGGCAACAUGAAGUCGGCCACCGUAAGAAACCCCAAUAACGCAGGCGACCAGGAUACCAUCCGCGCGUCUGGCAACCCUCGACCAAGUGUAUCAUCCGCCUUCAACGGAGCACCAAAAGCAUCUAACCAAACGGAAGAAGGCCCAGAGGAAGAAGACAGCGACAACAACAGUAACGGACCCCCGCGGCCCACCACGCUCCGCCGCUCCAAAACGGACGCCGGCGCGCGCAGCACCAAACGCUUCUCUUGGACCCCCUUGAGUGUCGACGCGUACGACGACAACGACUGGUCCAACUGGGACAGCCCGAGCACGCAGUCACCGCGCUGGAGCGGAACCACAGCCAACGGGGACAUCAUCCCAACUAUACCCGAGAAGCGCGCCGACGACGAGAACGAGAACACGUCUCUCAGGAACCAACAGGCCUCCCGAUCCCGCGCCGCCGGUCCGCCGUCUCCAACGCUGUCGGCCGCGGCGACUGAGGUGCUAGACUCUAUUGCGUCCAGCCCCAAUAAGCUUGAGGAUCUGCUGCCGCAGGCACUGAUGAACAGGCUGACCCCGAGCAACCUCAAGCGGACGGCGUCCGAUUUUAUGAAGGAGUGGGAGCGCAGCCUGUCGUCACCUGAGGAGAUCAUGGCGGCGGGCGCGCCCGCGGAGAAGACGGCUUGA